Tribolium castaneum (red flour beetle) is the source of this 7356-nucleotide messenger RNA. It is a transcript of the gene kon, whose product is annotated as kon-tiki. The record is from RefSeq and is a predicted model, not a curated record. Gene Ontology annotation, biological process: anatomical structure morphogenesis. NCBI's taxonomy places the organism in Eukaryota, Metazoa, Arthropoda, Insecta, Coleoptera, Tenebrionidae. Bases 171 to 7094 code for a protein of 2307 amino acids. The transcript has 11 exons.
CUUAUUCUAUGCUUAUUCUCUAUGUUGUGUGGUUUGAUAGUCGCGCGAACACGUCGGAAAAUGAUGGAGUGGGAACGUUUUGUCAAAAGCCAGUUCAUAUGUUUGAUUUUUUUUUGACGCGUUGUGUAGCUAAAAUAUCAAAUAAUAUGACAUAAACAAACGAUAUUGUCAUGGAGUGUAAGUUAUUUAUGUUAUGGUUGCUGCCCAGUUUCGUGUUCCACUUGUGUAUCUGCGUCGAUCAAGCGUCAUUCUACGGUAGCAGUCAUAUCUCAUUGCCAUUCCAAGAAGCCAAGAGUUCCACAGAUGUGCAUUUUCGGUUUCGGACUCUUCUACCCAAUGCCUUAAUACUCCUAGUGGCAGGCACUACUGACUACUGCAUUGUUAGAUUAGAAAACGGCAGAAUUAAAAUUAACAUUAACCUAGGAGCCGGCGAAUCAGAGCUCCUAUCCCAACACAAUUUCAAACUAAAUGACUUCAAAUGGCAUGAGGUUACAAUCACCAGGAGGGAAGCUAAUUUGUCAAUGCAAGUUGACAAGGCACCACUUGUACAGAAACAACUUCCUGGACAAUUUUUUGAAUUAAAUAUCCACUAUGGCCUCUUUAUUGGCGGUCAUGGGAACUUCUCGGAAAUUUUUUUUGGACAUCUUGACAAUUUUAGAGGAUGUUUAUCAGAGUUAAGCUAUAACGGCGUAAUGGUCCUUGAACAAGCAAGGCUUCGUCAACUGCAAUCAAUUGUUCAACGAAUAACUUGGAACUGUGCGAGCGAAUUCGAAGCCACAUUCGAGCAACCAAUUAGUUUUGUAGAAGAUGACGCAUUCAUGUUGCUGUCACGAAAUUUUUACUCGAAAGAAAUCAAAAUCCAAUUCGAUAUUAAGACAAAAACGACUCAAAGUAUUUUGUUUUAUAACAUAGGACGGGGUACAAAAUUCGACUUUUUCCUUAUCGAAAUAUGGAAAAGUAAUAUUCGAUGUAUAAUCAAAAGCGAAUCAACAAAUACAGAAAUUGUAAAUAACGAGUACAUUGCUGAUGGACAUUGGCAUAAGGUACAUGUACAUAUUAGUCCAACGCUCAUCGAAAUUAGUGUAGAUGGAAAAAUGAAAAACGAGAAGAACGGCCACGGACACGGCUUCCAAUUAAGCGAAAACGUGUACAUCGGUGGCCUGGAAGUGAGCAAACGCUCGCGCGCUAUGUCCAAGGGCUGCAAAUAUUGCGAUGCAACCUUUAAAGGCUGCCUGAAACACAUUAUUAUAUCUGACGUGAAAGUCGGACUGUCAGAUGUCACCGUGAGCGAAGGGUUGCUGUCAGGGUGCGUAUGGCACUACCCUUGUGGACAAAACCCGUGCAAAGACGGCAGCGUUUGCGUCCAGAAGGGUCUCGACUCAUUCCAGUGCCACUGUCAAGAGGAAUUUUGCGUUAAACACAAUUUUACUGAAGGAUACAAAGUCUUCUCACACAAUAGUCUUGCCACAGAUUUAGAACUACUCUCAGUUGAACCUUUGAGUGUUCUAGAAGGCCAGAGUGCCAUAGUUACCACGAAUAAUUUAUACAUGAUACUUGAUUAUCAAAAAUUCGGGAUCAAAGAUUCUGGGAUUAAUUUUUAUAUAGUUGAAGGACCGAUGCACGGAACUAUCGAUACGUGGCCUCAUGAGAAAAAAUCAUUUUCACUUGCCGAUAUUUUAAAAGAUAAGGUCCAUUACAUACAUGAUGGCUCGGAGUUUUAUCAAGAUAUUGUAGUCCUCGAAGUGGAAUUCUCGCCAGAUAAAUCCUUUAUUUUGCCAGGAUAUUUACAGGGUAGAUUUAGAUUUAGUUUAUCUGCAAAUAUAGUCCCGGUCAAUGAUCUUCCGCUAUUGAGUGCUUCUGAAUCUACAGUUUUACGUAUCGUACAGGGCACGAAAAAACCAAUAGAUUCGGAUCUUUUCAAAGUGAAAGAUCCAGAUAGUCCCCCCGAGCAAAUCAUUUACAACAUAAUUAAAUCAGACAUUGGGCAUUUCGAGCACAGGAACAAAGAAGGAACCAAAAUCAAUUCGUUUAGUCAAAAAGAAAUCGAAGAAAAGAAAAUUAUGUUCGUACAUCAUAGCAAUUCACAAAAUGAUUCGUUUAUUUCGUUGCAAGUCUCAGACGGGAUUGAAACAAGCCCCGUGACUAAAAUCCGCGUUUCUGUUUCGCCGCAAUAUUGGCGGUUGGAAAACAACACCGGCUUGAUUGUUUUACACCAAACUUCAGCAAUAAUCACGCCUUUUAAUUUGAGCUUUACGUCAAAUGUUAUGGGGGUGGACCAUAAAAUCCAAUUUCAUGUUGUCAAAAAACCGUCUUAUGGCGUCAUAGAAGUUGAAAAAAAUAUGAACGUUUGGGAAUCAUCCGAAAUUUUUACCAACAUUGAUUUGAAACAGCAUCGAGUAAGAUACAGGCAUACGACAUCAAAGCCCGAGUUUGACGAAUUUCAGUUCAAACUAACUUUAGAUAAAUCGUCUGUAUACACGUUUCGACUAACUUUUGUUAAAUGUUCCUUAACAAAUGUGAAUACUAAGUCGUUGUUAUUUUUGAACGAGACUUGGGAAGCAACUUUGUCAUCUGAAUAUUUGUCCUUUCAUACACAACCGAUUAAGACAUUACCAACUUCGAUACACUACGUCAUAACGUCACCUCCCCGCUACGGCUAUCUUUUUUCUUCGAUGUCGAAGUAUAAAUUACGAUCUUGUGACACAUUUACCCAAGAAGACAUCCAGUCCCAAAAUAUAAAAUACAAGUUCCACCAGAAGCCCUACUCUUAUGUUAACGAUAGUUUUCAAUUUAUUGUCUUAUCUCCAGGUUGCAAAAAUCUGACCCACAAUUUUAACAUCAUUUACAAGCCGCUUGAUGAAGUCUCGUUGAAAGUCAUCUUCCAUUCGAAACCACUAAUUGUGGACGAGGGAGCAAGCGAGACGAUUGAUUUAACACAUUUAAAUAUUAAAUCGUCAAUUGUGACCGAACUCGUGUUCAACAUUACCCAAAAACCCCAAUUUGGUGUUUUACAAAUAAGUUCGCAAAAUGAGCGCAACGAUAGCGAUUUUUUCACUUCGAAGGAACUCAAGUCGAGACAAGUUUAUUAUAAACACGACGGAUCUGAAACUCGCCACGAUGGGUUUCUUUUCAGUGCGCUUUCCUCAAACGAGCAGAACUUCCAAUACGUCGGCGAAUUUAAAAUCGAAAUAAAUCUCAAAAACGAUAACAGUCCUGUCAGGGCGAUCGAUAAAGUGUUCCAUGUCGUUGUCGGUGGAGAACGCAUUGUGACAGGGAAUGACUUGAAAUAUUCAGACGCUGACUUAGACACGACACCUGCGCAAAUUAUUUACACAUGUAGGGAAUCACCGAAUGGGAAUUUUUAUUACGUCGGGAAUCGAACACUUAAAAUUAAAGAAUUCUCACAGAGUGAUAUCGACAAUAACCGAAUUUUAUUUCGACACAAAGGGCCCGAAUAUGCCAAAGUCAGACUAUGGGUGACUGAUGGCAAGUUUCAUGUCAAUGGAAUAUUAGAAGUCCAAGCUUCGGCACCCUUCAUCCAUGUACACCACAAGAAGAAAUUGAUUGUGCAACAGAGCAGCUUGGCAGUUGUUACUGAAGAGAGUUUAUCCUACGCUACAAAUGUUUUUGCCUCCGAUAUUGAUGUCAUUUUUGAAGUUACGUCUCAACCGACUUCGGGAAGACUAGUCAAUACUAAUAAUUUAAAGUCAUUAUAUAAUUUUACUCAAGCCGAUGUUGUCUCGGGUCGGGUUAGUUACAUCAAUGAGGUUUCUAAUUCUGACGCAGAUGAAAUCGAGUUGACAGUUAGGUGUAAAGAUGCCGUUAAUGUUGCUCAAUUGGGUGUUUUGAUACUACCGUCCACUUAUUGGGAACCACUUGAAAUCAAAAGUGUUAAUAAGUUAAUAGUUGAAGAAUCAACUAGUGCAAUUAUCACCAAAAAUAUUUUAGAGAUAUCACAAAUAAACGUACCACCUUCCGCAAUUUAUUACUACAUAACGCAACCACCUGAAAACGGUUAUAUAAGUACAAUACCUGAUUCAAAACGCUCUGACUACGAACCCAGCAAUGUAUACUAUUUUACUCAGGAUUUGAUAAAUGAGAAUCGGAUUUUAUACAUCCAAUCAGCUGCGAAUCAAACUCGGGAUAAAAUCGUUUUUAAUGUAACAAACGGAAUGGUUUGGCAAAACGACGUUACUUUACGAAUCGAAAUUAUCCCCGAACAAAUCUAUUUAGGGAGUAACAAUGUAACAGUAAACGAAGGUGGCGUUACCACGUUAUCUACCUCACAUCUUUUUAUAUUGACUGAUUAUUACAAAAGCAAAUCGCAAGUACAGUAUUUACAAUAUGCGAUUUUACAAGACGCUCGUCACGGUUGUAUCCAAAUCGACAAAAGGUGCAAUAAAUUGAACAAAUUCUCUCACAAAAAAUUACUCGGGGGCAGCAUAAGUUACGCUCACGACGGUUCAGAGAAUCUUGUUGAUGAAAUCAAAUUAACUGCAGUUGUUAACCAGAAGAGAAGCAAUCCGGUGACACUCAACGUCAAUGUGUUACCGGUCAAUGACCAAAAACCGAAGCUAGUCAAUAAUACAGGACUCGUAAUGUGGGAAGGUGGCGUAGAAGCAAUAACAAACUCAAUGUUGGCUGCAAUAGACAACGAUAAACCAGGUGAUACUUUAAAAUAUCAAGUUAUAAACAGUUGGUGGGGCAGCCUGGCGCUUAAGUCAGACUUGGCAAAUUCAGUCAAUCAUUUCACCCAAGAACUCAUCAACCUAGGAAUGAUCGUGUUUAAAAACCAAGAUGGACGCGAGGCAAAAUUUACGUUUAAUAUAAGUGAUGGAUUACACACAACUGAACAAUAUACAUUUCACAUAAAAACAAAACCGGUUCAGUUACAAAUGCACUGUAGGUCGCUCCACAUUUUCCCAUUACAACGAAAAUACAUCACGUCGUCACAUCUGCUCACAACAAUCUCAGACCCGACUCGAGUUGUUACAUACGAUGUUGUCACACCUCCAACCCUCGGCCGUCUCAUGAUGGAAUCGGCGGAAACGCCAGGGAUUUACAAAGUCGUCUCAACUUUCACCCAACAUGACUUGAACGACAGCAAAGUGUUCUACGAGCACACGCACCAAUUUUCCGAUUUGUACGCCAACGAUUCGUUCGUUUUUAACGUCAAGGCCCAUCUCGCGCGCAGUUUGCACAACCAGACUUUGAAAAUCGACAUAUCCGUUUCUUCCGGUGGUUUGGACGCUUAUGUGACCAUUCCGAAGAUCACGGUUAAUGAAGGGGGGAUUACCACCGUUCCGCUGAAUUUAUCCCGAGUGAUUACCUUCCUUGAGAACCAUGCCGGGAUUCGUUCGCCGAUUAUUCACGCUUCGGCUAGUGUUCCCCAACAUGGGGUGAUCUUCCUCCAGCAUAAUCACAACAUCAGCACCUUCACGCAACAGCAGUUGGAGUCGGGUCAGGUGUAUUACGAACAUGACCAUUCGGACUCACUUGGGGAUAAUAUCCACUUUUCUUUGUAUCUGAUUCCCGGUUAUGUCAUUUUGUGUAAUAUAACAGUGCCUAUUAGUAUUAAUCCGAUUAAUGACCAACCGUUUAAUUUGGUUACACCGGCCCCAAGUUUGACAGUGGUGCAAGGAGAGAACCAUACGAUCACUAGAACGGAACUGGCGACUGAAGACGCGGAUACUCCGCCCUCGAAGAUCAAGUAUGAUAUAAUUUCUGGGCCGCAUCAAGGGAGAUUAGUGUUGUUGCCGGAUAGAGUUCCUGUGACUUAUUUCACUCAAGCCGAUAUUGAUAAUAAAUUGUUGGUUUAUAUACACAAUAGUUCGGUUUUGGUCGAUUCGUUUCAUUUUCGAGUUUGGGAUGAAUCGUUCCGGCCUGAAUUUAAGUUGUUUAAUAUAAUCGUCUUGCCGAUACAGAUAAAUAUCUCAGCGGGAUUACCUGUGUAUUUGCAGCAAGGCUCAGAUGUUAUGUUCCUAUCUGAAAAACAGUUUUUUAUUGAAACGAAUGCAAAUCAAUAUAAAAUUCGGUAUACGGUGAAGCGUGAGCCGAAACGUGGGGUGCUCUACGUCCAGGAUGCGCCCUCUCUGGUGUUCACCCAAAAUGACUUAAAAAAUGACUACGUUAUGUACUUACAAACUGACAUGACCGCCGCUAAUGACACAUUUAAAGUCAUCGGCGAGAUUAUUUCCGGCAAUACUUCAGUAGGAAACGAAGUUGAUGUAACAAUAAAAGUACAGCCAUUGAUGCAGAUACGAAACUUCACAGUCAUAACUGGGGAGUACAACCGACUUACAUUAAGUGUUCUUGAUGCUACACCUUUAGCGAAAUUAACCAAUAGCAAUCCUCGAUAUACUGUCAUACAUUUACCGACUUGUAUCCAAGUGAAAAAAGUAAUAAGAAGUUCAGGCGAAAAGCGCCAUGUUUUAAAUACAGUGAUAACGUCGUUUAGUCAUGACGAAGUACAAAGUGGUUUAAUAUAUUUAUAUGUGAAAAAUAUCGAACUACCUUGGAACGGCCUACAGGAACGUUUAAUUUUCCUACUCGCCGCUAGUAUUUUCCAACCAGCGGUUGGUGAAUUAAAGUUAGACAUUAAGUCGUCGAUUAGUAAUGAAAUCCACUCGACUUUAGCUGGGCCCAGUGACCCAGCCGGGCAUGAAGGCGGCUUGCAUUUUGCGAGUCCUAACAUGACCCGAGACUAUUUCCUCAUUGUGAGUAUGGUUGCUGGUGUGAUUAUACUCGGAGUUGCUGUAAUCGUUGUCAUUAAAUGUCGCUCGUUAGAAGCUGAAGAAUUGAAGAAAGAAGAAGAGUGUUUGCAACCUAUACCCCUACCGAGACCUCCUGACCGGUUAUUGGCGUCACCUUCGCCCCUAAAGCAGCACCAUUUAGAUGGAUUCACCCCACCGCUACCCACAGCACUGCCACAGUGUAAAGUAACUCCACUCAGUAGAAGUGAGCUUGAAUCGCAUGCGUGUUACCCCUACGGUGUGGAUGAGCAACAUUCAGAUGACUGGAGUAGUUGCGAAGCAUCAGACCCAACGUGUCCCUCUAAAAACAUUAUGCUGCGUAGGAACCAGUAUUGGGUUUAACAUUUUAACCCGACUUUUCAUAACCUAUCAGUGUAUAGGUCUGUGGUGUAUUUAUACAAAAAUUACGAAACAUUUUUUACGGAACUUUUAUUUUAUUUCUUACUUACGGAUUCACUAGAUAGAGUUUUUGUUAUUAUUUUUAUAUACAAUAUAGGCUUAGAGUGAACCAAUUGCAUUGUUUCAUUGCUACGGUAUUGUAGGUAGGUACAGGUACUCAUUUUUACUUUUUGCUAUGUUUGAAUAAAUAUUAUCUUAUUUUGAA